ACGCUUUCAAAAAUCGAAUUUUUCAAAAUCCAGUUUUUCAGACGAUAUAAUCUUGCUAUUCCGAAAUUAUCCUGUUUUCCUUAUGAUUUCGUAAUUCAUCAGAAGAGGAAUAUAGUGAAACGGUCUAUCCUGCUCUCACAUUAUGGGUCUGUGCAAGUGUCCGCGGAGGCGGAUGACGAAUCUCUUCUGUUUCGAGCAUCAUGUCAAUGUCUGCGAGGAAUGCGUGGUGCAUGAUCACAAUAAGUGUGUGAUAAAAUCCUAUCUUAACUGGCUGGAGGACAGCGGAUACGAUGCCACAUGCCCGUUCUGCCAUCGUGCACUGGGCGACAGCGAAUGCGCUCGGCUGACGUGCUACCAUCUCUUUCAUUGGUCCUGUCUGAACAGAUACGCCUCCCAACUACCGGCCAACACCGCCCCCGCCGGAUAUAAAUGCUACACCUGCUCGCAGUGCAUCUUCCCCAAGGGCAAUCUGGCCAGUCCGGUGGCGGAUGCGCUGCGCCAGCAGCUGGAGACGGUCAACUGGGGUCGCGCGGGAUUGGGACUGCCGCUGUUGGACGGUAACGGGGGCACCGCGGCGGUCAAUUUUGGCGCGAUGGAUCCGGAGUUUGUCCAUAAUCUGCAGCAGCAAUCCCGGGAAACGACCAUUUCCUUUGAACCGAGUAAAGAUCAUUCCAAGGAUCUGGGUUAUGAACGCGAGACCGUGCGGCGUGCUGGCGACUCGUACGAGAGCAAAGCCACACCGUCCGCAUCGCGCUACCACGAAGCGCACGAUUCGGACAGCGUGGAAGUGAAGUACAAACGGAAGCCGUUCGGUGAAUGGUUCCAGCGUCUCAUCAGAGCGUACAUUCCCCGGCCAUCGGCCAACGACGCCAAGGCCGGACUGCGCCGGCUCUUCAUCAGCGUGCUGGUCAUCCUCGUCAUGCUGCUGACGUUCGGCGUCUUCCUGACCAGCGUCAACCGGGCGCCCGGCUACGAGGAGGUGCCGGAUGCCGCGGCCGAUCUGCCGGAGGAGCUGGGAGCCGGGGAGAAGGCCGUGCGGCUGGAGGGGAUGGGCGGGGAGUCGGCGCGCUGAUACGGGUGUCCAAGGGUUUAAUGGACCUGUGGAUGGUGUUUGCUUUUGUGUCUCUCACGGGCGACGCGCGGAUGUAAUGCGUACAGUUAUCUUGUGCUUAGAACGCCUGCUGUGCACUCAUGCUGGCUUCUCCCUUUUUAUUUUUGGUUUCUUAGCAGUGGCUUUGUGGGUGUCUUGGCGUUAAAUUUCGAGUUGGAUGUUGAAUGGGCAGAGAUUCACUGGAAAACACCGGGUGUUUGUUAUACAGUUUACUGGAAGUGUUUUCUUGGCAGAACAACUUCAACUGUGU
Molecule: messenger RNA, 1361 nt
Organism: Paramacrobiotus metropolitanus
Lineage: Eukaryota; Metazoa; Tardigrada; Eutardigrada; Parachela; Macrobiotidae
Product: zinc finger protein-like 1
Exons: 8
Coding region: 143-1072 (309 amino acids)
Cellular component (GO): Golgi apparatus
Source: RefSeq, a predicted model, not a curated record